AUGCCACGAAAGCAUCGAACGUCGUCAACAAAUGGUCAUUCGAAUACAACAACAAAGAAACUGAAAGAUAAACCAACAUAUAAAAUUAUCGUCCUAGGAACUGGCGGAGUUGGCAAAUCAGCAAUUACAAUUCAAUUUGUGAAAUCGUUCUUCUUCUCGGACUACGACCCAACAAUCGAAGAUUCAUAUGUGAAACAAUGCUUAAUUGAUAAUCAAAUCGCUCAAUUAGAAAUUCUUGACUCGGCUGGCCAGGAAGAAUUCAAACCUAUGCGUGAUCAAUAUGUUCGUGUUGGUGAAGGUUUCCUUUUAGUUUUCUCUUUAACAGAUCGUCGUUCACUUGACGAAUGUUACAAAUUGCAUCGUGAUAUUCUCCGUAUUAAAGAUACCGACCAUGUUCCCAUGUUAUUAGUUGGAAAUAAAUUAGAUAUACGUCAACAUGGUAUGGAUGGUCAUGCACGUUCUGCAGCUGCUUCGAUGCGUAUUCCAUAUUUUGAAACUUCAGCUCGUACACGGCACAAUAUCGAUGAAGUCUUUAUUGAAUUAGUACGAUUAAUUAGAAAGAAUAAAUGUCAAUAUCAAACGAAUACAAAUUUCUCCUUAUCAAAACAAAAGAAGCAACAAAAGAAUAGUGCUUGUUGUUCUUGUUGUAUUUUGUAA
Messenger RNA from Adineta ricciae, 657 nucleotides. The record is from the annotation of a GenBank genome assembly. Lineage: Eukaryota; Metazoa; Rotifera; Eurotatoria; Adinetida; Adinetidae.